Molecule: messenger RNA, 7676 nt
Organism: Xyrauchen texanus (razorback sucker)
Lineage: Eukaryota; Metazoa; Chordata; Actinopteri; Cypriniformes; Catostomidae
Product: AT-rich interactive domain-containing protein 4B-like
Exons: 24
Coding region: 236-4099 (1287 amino acids)
Biological process (GO): regulation of transcription by RNA polymerase II
Cellular component (GO): nucleus
Molecular function (GO): transcription cis-regulatory region binding
Source: RefSeq, a predicted model, not a curated record
GAGGAUUACCACACUGAAAAUAGUGCGAUUGACAAGAGAAUUCGCAUCCCGAUACCGUAUCUAGAUUUUCGCACGACGUUUUCAGCGUUGAUCAUCGAUGAUUUUCCACGGUUGUCCAAUGGAUUAUUGCUGAUUUGCGCCACGGUGACCCAGGAAAAUCGCGAUUAGUUGGAGACAUCAGCUCAAGAUCUGAAAGUGAGAUCACUCGAGAGGAUCGCUGUCACCGUGGACGGAGAUGAAGACACUAAAGGAGCCCCCGUACCUGACCGUGGGCACGGACGUGAGUGCCAAAUACAGAGGGGCGUUCUGUGAAGCCAAGAUAAAGACUGCCAAGAGACUGGUCAAGGCGAAGGUCACCUUCAAACCCGAUUCGUCCACUGCCGAGGUGCACGAUGAACACAUCAGAGGAGUUCUCAAGGUGGGCGCUGUGGUUGAAGCAAAGAACCAGGACGGUAUCUACCAGGAGGCAACCAUCAACAAACUCACAGACGCUAGUUUGUACACCGUCGUGUUUGAUGACGGUGAUGAGAAGACCCUCCGGCGUUCAUCUCUCUGUCUGAAAGGAGCGCGACACUUCGCUGAGAGUGAGACACUCGACCGGCUUCCUCUUACGAACCCUGAACACUUCGGCACACCUGUCAUCGGCAAAAAAGGAAGCCGUGGAGGCAGACGGUCCAAACCUAUUCGAGAGGAAGAGUCAUCUUCAUCAUCCAGUGAGGAAGAGGAGGGUGAUCAGCAACAGAACGAAGAACUUUACGGCAAGGUGGUGUGUGUGGAAGGAGUCAUCACUAGUGACAAAAAGAAACCCACAUGGUACCCUGCGCUGGUCAUCUCUCCAGACUGUCAUGAAGAUGUGACGCUGAAGAAAGACAACGUUUUUGUACGCUCCUUCAAAGAUGGAAAAUUUUACACGGUUUUGCGAAAAGACAUCAGAAAGCUGGAUGAAGAGAAAGCUCCUAAAGCAGAUGCAGGACUCAAACCAGCGUUAGAUGCAGCGUGGGAGUUCCAGCGCAUUGGUACCGUGCCCAACACAUGGAGGACUGAGGUGAAGGACGAAAGCUCCGGCAGUGAGGAAGAUGAUGAUGAAGAAGAGGAGGAAGAACAGGAGGAAGAGGGCAGCAGUGAGGAGGAAGAGGAGGAGGUGGAGCCGUUCCCAGAGGAGAGAGAAAACUUCCUGCAACAGCUUUACAAAUUUAUGGAGGAUAGAGGAACGCCUAUAAAUAAAAAGCCUGUGCUGGGAUACAAGAAUCUGAAUCUUUUUAAACUCUACAGGCUGGUGCAUAAGCUCGGUGGAUUUGACAAUAUUGAGAGCGGAUCCGUGUGGAAACAGGUGUAUCAGGAUCUGGGCAUCCCCGUGCUGAACUCUGCUGCUGGAUACAAUGUCAAAUGUGCCUACAGAAAGUACAUGUAUGGCUUUGAGGACUACUGCACUUCCACGGGAAUCACAUUCCGCAUGGAUUUGCCAUAUAAGACCGGUGAGAAGACGGGCUCUAAGACUGAGGUGAAUGCAGAGGUAACAGCCAGCGGUGGUGACAGUAUCUCUUUAAGCACAGCCAUCACAGAAGACCAGAAACCCCUCAAAGAACCUGAAACCUCCAACACACAGCAUGCGGUCAAGGAGGAGAAGACCGAAGCUACAGCACAAUGUGAAGGUAAAGUGGACAUCAACAGUGUAGAUGAGGAAGACGAUAACCACGCCGAUGAAGACGAGAAUUAUACGAACGAAGAUGCCCAAAAACCAAUGGCCAAAGAGAGCGACCUACCUGCGGAGAGUACGCCGACAGAGAACGUGAAGGAGGAACCGCGUGAAGAACCGGACAACAAAGAUCUGUCAGGGGAUGACAGCAGUCAGGAGUGGGAGGAAGGGGAGGAGUUUGAGUGUUACCCUCCUGGGAUGAAGGUGCAGGUGAGGUAUGGGCGAGGCCACAAUCAGAAGACGUACCAAGCCACUGUGAAAGAGUCAGACCUGGAGGGGGGAGAGGUGCUCUACCUGGUGCACUACUGUGGCUGGAAUGUCAGGUAUGAUGAGUGGAUCAAAGCUGAUAAAAUUGUCCGACCAGCUAACAAGAAUGUCCCCAAAAUAAAGCAUCGCAAAAAAAUAAAGAAUAAAGCAGAACGAGAGAGAGACCGAAUAGGCAGACUGACAGACAGAGAGGAUCUUCCUCCCUCCAAAAAUCGCAUCAGUAGAUUGUCUAAACCCAACUCUGGCCAUGAUGUUUUCUCAAAGAUGGGGGAGUGUGGCGAAAACAGGGGCCAGCAGACGCCAAUCAAGCCCAUAGAAAUCACAUCCAUUCUCAACGGUCUCCCAGCAUCUGAGAGCUCUUCAGAUGACAGUGAACGAGAGGAGGACGGUGAAGCUGAUCACGAUGAAGAGGAUCAUCCAAGUGGACGAUCAGGUCUUCGGAAAGGAGCUCCUCCAGAGCACUCACAUUCACCACAGCACUGGGAGAGUGGAAGCCCAUCGGAGGCCUUCAAAGCACAAUCAGGUUUGGACAACACCCAGGAACUGAUCCCCCAGGAAACCCCAGAACCAGGCAAGAGGAGGGGGCGAUUUGAGGUUGAGGUGGAAGGCUCCAGCACCAGAAAGAAAAAAGCAGAAGCUCUAGGGGAACGCUCUUUGAAGAGCCCAUCAAAAGUUAAACCUAGAGGCAGCAGAGGUGGAGACUGGCUGCCCAGUAGUUCGCCCAAAAAGCUUGAAGAAAGAGGCCCUGGAGAGGAUAGAGGUGCUCAGUCAUGUAGCAGUUCUGAAGACGAAGCAGAUCCUCCAACUGAACCUCAGGCCAAGGAAGAGCCAGGCCUUCCCAAAACCAAGGGCUCCCUGUCAAAGAAGUACAACGGGAUUAAAGAGAAGAAUAAGGGUGGACGUUCAGGAUACUGGGAGAUCCCUGAGAAAAGAGCCAAAAUGUCAGCAGGGAUAGAGGAGAGGACGCCCAGUUGUCGUACCAAAGGCCAGAAGGAUGUCUGGUCCAGUAUCCAGGUUCAGUGGCCGAAGAAGACUCUGAAAGAGUUGUUUUCAGACUCUGACACCGAGGCUGCCAACUCACCUCAGCCUGCGGCGACCGCUCCAGACGAGCCAUGCACUGAACCAGCACAAGACAACGAUAUAGACGAGGAACAGCUGGAGAAGAUUCAGGAGCAUCCCAGCAGCGGAACCAACUCAGUCCUCAAUACGCCACCUACUACACCCGAGUCACCCACCAUGGGCGAGGGACCCGCAGAGGUUCUAGCAGAGAUUCCACCGCCCUCACCACCAUCUGAAUUACCCGCCAGUCCUCAAAUUGUUUCCUUACCGUCAGAACCUCUGGUUGAGGAGAGGGCAGGGGGUCGCAGCGAGUCCGACAGUAGCACAGUGGAGGUCGAGAGUUUGGGUGGAGAAAUCCAGGAGAUGCCUCAAGAAGAGGGGGCAGGUUCCCCCUCCAAGGCCUUUGAUGGCAACUUGUUCUGCAACAGUAACAGCAACUGUAGCCUAACUCUCAGCAACAGCAGUCAGCAAGAGAGCGAGCAGAAAGCCAAAGCGUCAUCCAGUCAGAAGCGGCACAAAGAGUCUCAAGGGGGCGGAGCUUCAAAGAAACACAAGCGCAGCCAUAAAAGCCUGAGCUUACAUCCCAAAAAGAACCGCAAACCAGCUCACAGCAGUGACAGUGAAGACCAGUCCAUCAGCGAGAGCACUGCCAAAUCUCCAACAUCUAAGAGCAACAGCGACCUGAAGUCAGCCAUCUCACACAAGUGCUCUGGACGAAUGCCCCCUUCAGGCCACAAAUAUGAGCAUUCCCACAGCAGAGAGCAGCACGGGAGGACCAAGAGAAGUUUUCAGAUGUCUGACCUGGAAAAGAUGAGCAGUCUGGAGCGGAUAGCAUUCCUUCAGGAGAAACUGCAGGACAUCCGGAAUCACUACCUCUCGCUCAAAUCUGAGGUGGCCUCCAUUGACAGGAGACGAAAGCGCAUGAAGAAGAAAGAGAGAGAGAGUGCGACAGCAGCAUCGUCGUCAUCCUCUUCACCGUCCUCAUCCUCGCUGACGGCUGCUGUCAUGCUGACGUUGGCCGACCCGACGGUUUCAGGCACUUCGCAAAACUCUGGGGUUUCCGUGGAGUGCAGGUGACACGAGUCGAAUGCCAUCCAGCUGCACAAGAGCACUUAACCAGCACCCGACCCGGCUCGGCCCGUCCCUGCACUAUCGGAGCGAAAGACGGACACAAAAACGGGCCGCAAAAAUGACCGAAACAAUAGCCACCAGAUGACAGCAACAAGCACUAUUUUAUAUCGACAACUGUUUCCUUGGCAAGCUAAUUGCACUCAAGUGCACUUUUUCCUGGAUGGGGUGGGUCGGGUUUGACAGUAAGACUCUAUUUUGAUUUUUGGUAUGGUAUGAUCAUUAAUUAUGUCCAUAAUGAUGAAAUAUUCGAUCCUUUCAUUUGAACAUUAAUUCAGCGAACUACAGUGAUUGAACACUGUAUUACAUAUUCAACUUUUAAUGCAAGAAGACUUCACCCCUCCAUCACAGUCGGUGUCCCCCUCAUUGGUCCAAAAGUAGUUUGAGCAGGACAGUUGUUUAUAAAUGCUGAAAUUCCCUGACAGCCAUUUAACAGGUGAAAGUCAAUAGAUGCUACAGUGCCUUAAAGUUCAGCUCUUUGGGGCACGCGUGAGGAAUGCUGGGAAAAGUCAGUGCAGGAUAACGUGUAAGUGGAGGGGUCGAUGUAUGUUUCAUAAGCUAAUUUAAUUCAUUAAAAUAUCUUAAAUGUACUGCACAUAGAGUGAAUCUCACAAAACCUCUCAAGAACAAAUUUCACCCCAAAAUCAAAAGAAAGAAAUACAGAAAUUACUUAAGAAACGCUUAAAAAUUGAAGCCUUUAAAGACCAUUAAGAGUUUUUGCAUUGUGAUAUUAUUUUCAUGAAGGCGAAGCAUACCUGGUUUUCUACGUGCUGGUACGUCCCGCACACAGUAAGUACGAUGCGUGAUGCAUCACGGGAUAGUAUGCGCGGACUAUGAUGACACAAUUUGCGCAGGACGUAGUUGCUUAUACGGCAGAACGUGUCCGUAUGGACUCACAGUCAAAAAAGUACAAUGAGUGCGAGACGAAACAGCACGCUAAACAUUACGUAUACCCUAUUCUUGACAUUUAAACAGUUCUUAAAUGCAAAAAUCCUUAUUUUUAUUACUGUAAUGUAAAAAUAAUAACGUUUAGUAAUAAUAAUCCUGGUAGUGUUCUCACGAAACCUUUCAAGAAAAUGUUCUGGUCAUAUUUAAGCCCAAAUGAACAAAAUAAAUAAAGCCUAUAUUUAGAUUUCUUUAUUUUUAUUUAUUUAUUUAUUAGUUUUUUGCAUUGUGACAUUAUUUAAAGAAUAUUGAAGCACAUUUUAGUCCACAGUUAUCAUAACUGCAAUGCAUCCGGAUGUUUUACUUUUACUCUUCCCGUUGUUUUCAAUGAUAAUUCUCAUUACCGUAACCGCAUUACAACAAAAAUAAAAAAGAUGCUGUUUUUUUUAUUAAAAUGAGUUAAAAUGAAAGGCAGUACCAAGAGAGCACUACUAGGAUGGAUAAAUACUUAAUUUAAAUAGUCUAGCUUUUUUUUUUUUACAUUGCGGAAAUGGGAACUGGGAAGUAAAAUGUCCAUAACUGUAACGAAAAUAAGGUCGCAAUGUAAAAAAAAUCGUAAUGGCCCCAAAAAUAGAUUUUAUUUCAUCUCAAAACUGGCCAUAUUCCAAAAAAAUUCUAAACAAUUCAUCGUAAUUGUUUCUUUCGAUUUUGACAGGCUUCGUGGGAAUCACGACUGGAAUAUUGUAACAAUGUGCGAAAAAUGGUUGUAAAUAUAAGCUUAAAUUUCUUUAUAUAGAAUACAUAUGGGAUGAAAUGUGACCUGGACGUUUUAUCGAGAUUCACCCCACAUUGUCGGUUCAAACAACGCCUUAUGAAUGUUAAAUCCAAGAUUUGUUCAGUGUCCUUUUUAAUAAUUUACGUAAGCCUUAUGAGAGAUAUAUUAUCGCCCUUCAUCUUCAUUGUUACCUGCUUGAUCCCACUACAUUCUGGAAAUGUAUUUGUCUUUUUGAGGAAAGACUGAAGAAGGCAUGAAUGAGUGAAUGAGUCAGGCCAAGGGCUAUUGAGCGAAUGUUUGCGUUCAGUAUCUUUGGAUUUGAAAUGUAUUAUGAUUGUUGACAAUUUAAGAAUUGAUGAGUUUUUCUGGCAGCCAGGAUUCUAAAUGUAUUUUACUACUGAAUUAUAUCCAGACCCUGUGGGUGGGGUUUUAAUUAUUAAAGGAAAAGUUCACCUUAAAAACGGAAAACUCGCGCUCCAGUCAUUCCAAACCCUUUAGCAGUUGUUGCCGUUUUUUUCCACCGGGAACACAAUUUUACAUUUUUGACAACUUUGAUGGUGUCAUUAGAGCUGCGUGAAGACUCUUAAUGUUCUACAGAAAUAAAUAACAUACGCAUACCGGUUUGGAAAGACAUGAGUGUGAGUAAAUGAUGACCGAAUUGUUAUUUUGGGGUGAACUAUCCCUUUAAAGUGGCAGUAUUGAGAAGUGCAAUGUCAAUACACAGCAGAUUCGUCUGUAAUCAUGUGCAAUGACUGAAACGGAUCUGUUCUGUAUGUAGCCUUUGUGUGUCUCUGUCUUCCUUCUUUCCAUUUCUCCCUCGUCCUUCUUUUGCCAUGCCAUACAUGUAGGAUGUCAACUAAAUAAAGCACUUCUAUGCCACUGUGGGAAGUCCAUUGUGCGACAGUUUAUACUUGUAGUAAUGGGCGGUUUGUGAAGUAUUAAAAGAAACUAGGGCAAUCUUGCCACAGAUUGUUGUAAAAAACCAAGAAAAGCUAAGAAAACCAAGGAACAUCAUUCUGUAUUUUAUCACUAUGAUUUUCCAUCUGUAAUCAUCACAAUGUCGGUACAUCUGCGGUGCUCUGUUUCCUUUUCCUUUGAAAAUGUCAACGCUCUCAUUUCUCAACCUUCAUGGUUACGUGCACUCUGACCAGGGGAAAGGGUCGCGAUGACGAAAAUGUGCAUCUAUGAUGAAACGUUCUAUGUACCUGUACAAUGCUGAAGACAUACCCAGAGUUUCCUUUGUAUAGACGCCCUUCUGUAUCAUAACCUGAAGGUCUUUACCGUUCGACACUUGUAUGCCUUUGUUAUACAUUUGUAUAUUGAGAAGUGUGUUUUGAGUCAAGCUAUUUAAUAUCUUGCACUGUUAAUACCAUGUAUGUUUCUGUACAGUUUUACUGUUUUAACUGUAGUGUCUGUACAUUUUUAAAGGCAAAAGCAUGUCCAUUUUCUUAUAUGUUCUUUUUGUGUGUUGUUCUAGCAUAUACUGUAGUAGCAUUAGUUUUGAUUCAGUUUUUCAUACUUUUUGUUUCCUCCGCGUCUUUGUGUAUUUCCGUUAAACUGUACUAGGCUUUAUAUAUAUAUAUAUGUGUGGAAUUUUCCAAUCUGUACAUGGACUGUAAAGUUUUAUGGAUCUUUACAAAAAUGUUCUGAUACGUUUGUAACGAAAGAGAGAGAGAGAGAAAGAGUGACAAAGCUUAACGGAAAGUUCUAUCAUAUUUAUUAGGCUCAUCAGAUGAUGGACAGUGUGUAAUUUAUUGUACAAAUGUAAGCAGAAAAGCCUUUGAAAUAAAUGCCAUAGUUUGUGACCUCUAAUGUCCAGUUUGGUGCGUAUCGGAGAUGACUGACGCUAAUAUGAUUUACAAUACG